GUAGGAACGAUCUUCUCCAUCAAGAUGGGUGUACUCAAGAGCGGAUUCUUGGUUCUUGGUUUUGCUGUUUCUCUGUAUCCUGUUUUCGUACUUCUUUUGACGAAUCCUUGGUUGCAACGACAGUGCAUUCAUUCUGGCUUUUGGCAUGAUGUCAACAAGCCCGAGUCCUUUGGCUUUGCAGCUCAUCAGGUAACUCCAUUCAAUGUCAGCACACCAGACAACGAAGUGCUCUAUGCGUGGCACAUUCUGCCCCUAGCAACUGUGGCNAAAAACAGAGAUGCUUUGGCUGCAACCGAUCCCUUUGAUCAAACUUUGCCGCUUCAGCUUCUCAAAUCCGAUCCUGAGGCUAGAGUCGUCGUAAAUUUCCAUGGAAAUGCAGGACAUGUGGCUCAAGGCUGGCGCACAGAUACAUAUCGUGCGCUCUCAAACCAACCUCACACCCAUAUCUUUACAAUCGACUACCGUGGUUUUGGUCGCAGCACUGGCUCACCCACCGAAGAAGGCCUCAUCACCGAUGGUCGCGCCUUGGUCCACUACGUCCUCUCCCUGGGCAUUCCUCCCUCGCGCAUCGUGAUCCUCGGACAAAGUCUCGGAACCGCCGUUGCCACCGCAGUAGGCCUGAGUUUCUCAAACCCAACUUCUGAACUUCUGCCUCAACCUUUACUCGGCCCAAAGCACGAAACAGCAGUCUUCAGAAGUAUUAUUUUGGUGGCGCCGUUCUUUUCGCUUCCGGAUCUUUUGCUUAGUUAUCGUAUUGGAGGAUUGAUUCCUGUUUUGGCUCCUCUCCGCAACUCGCCUUUUCUGGUCGGCUUGGUCUCGAAAUAUAUCCUUGAUACUUGGCCUUCUGGGUUGCGUCUGAAUGCUUAUGUGUCUGCUGCUGCUUCUGUGGCAGCUAACCACAACGGUGCUGGAAACGUACAUAUCUUGCAUGCAAGAGAUGAUCAGGAUAUUGCGUAUAAGCAGAGCGAGAAGCUGUUUGCUGUUGCCGCUGGAAAGGAAGUUGAGGAUCUGCCUUUGGGUGUGAGAGAGGAGGUCAAGGAGGGCAAGGUUAAGGUCAGAGUUGAGAUGUUGGAGUUUGGGAUGCAUAAUCGUGUUGUUACGUAUGCGCCUGUUGGGUUGGCUGUUAUGAGGGCUUUUGAAGGGGUGUAA
Molecule: messenger RNA, 1149 nt
Organism: Aureobasidium musti
Lineage: Eukaryota; Fungi; Ascomycota; Dothideomycetes; Dothideales; Saccotheciaceae
Source: the annotation of a GenBank genome assembly